Messenger RNA from Magnusiomyces paraingens, 1350 nucleotides. RefSeq lists its product as uncharacterized. The transcript has a single exon. Gene Ontology annotation, molecular function: zinc ion binding. NCBI's taxonomy places the organism in Eukaryota, Fungi, Ascomycota, Dipodascomycetes, Dipodascales, Dipodascaceae. Bases 1 to 1350 code for a protein of 449 amino acids. The record is from RefSeq and is a predicted model, not a curated record.
AUGAGUGCUCCAGGAUCACCCUCCUCAGAAAAAAGAUGUUGGAUAUGUCUUGAAACAGAUGAGACCAGUGAUCCUUCAUGUGGUCCUUGGCGUGAAGUGUGCACAUGCAAUCUUGUCGCUCAUGAAGGUUGUCUUUUAAAGUGGGCAGCUUCCGUUGAACAAAAAGAUCCAAAUAAGCCCCUCACCUGUCCGCAGUGUCUUCGAAAGAUUCACAUUGUGAAAGAAUCCAAUUUAUUUCUUAACCUUCGUGAUAGUAUUGAGUCAUUUAACUCUCAAACUGCGAAUGCUCUUAUUUUAAGCAGUGUCGGUGGUGGUAUCGUCUUGUUUUUUUAUACUUCACUUUACACCAUAGGAUCAUCAGUCAUUCGCUCUAUAUGUCCUUCGGAUAUGGCGGAUUCUGUACUAGGCAUAACCAGCGAUAAAACCGGCAUUCGGACACUAGAACUUACUACAAAAACAACAGCAAUACCAGCUUUGGUUCCGAUCCUGUUGGUGCUUGCGCGACGAACUUCCAAUUUUGCUAAUGCUGCUCUAUGCUUAUCUCCUCUAUUGAUGGCAUCAAAGGAUACCCCUAUAUGGAAGUUCAGGGAUGAGAAGUUGGCUCUAGCCCUUUAUCCAUUUUUACGGCUUGGAUAUCUCAAACUCUAUGAAAAACUUGUUCAGCCAAUUAUCAUAUCUAUUGGAAAGCAAAUGAAGGACUCACGGGUAAAGCCAUCAGGAAAUGAUGGUGCACUUCUAGAAGGAUUUAACUUUGAAGUUGUUGUGGAAGAUGAGCUAAUUGAUCUUGAUGAUGAUGACGAUGAUGACCUUGGAAUUAAUUUUAUGGGGCCAAUUUUGGGUGGUAUAAUUAAUUGGUUCAGAGGUAAUAACCGGAAUGCAAACCAACAAGCCAACAACGUUGCUCGUUUAAAUAAUCACGACCGACGUCGAGAUGAUCAAGGUGCGAAUGCUGAAAACAAUGGUGAAGACCAUCAAAAUGAAAAUGAAAAUGAUAAUGAUAACGCUAACGAAGUCAAUAAUAAUGACGACGAUGACGAUGACGAUGAUAUGAAUUGGAUUGUUAGUAAGCAAAGGUUAUCCUUACAAAUUGGUUAUGCAUUAAUUUGGCCAUGGCUUAGUGGGACAGUCGGUACAAUGCUUGGAAAUAUACCAAUCAUUCAGAAGUAUAUCCCAAGCGCGUUUAACAGAAAUCUUCUAGGUUCUAUUUUAAUUGUUGCAUUAAGGGACUGUAUAAAUUUGCUUACUGCAUAUCUUCGUUUAAAACAAGAACGCACUGCUCAUGUACUCUCUUUUGAAGAAGUUCUCACUAAGCAACUGGACCAGUAUAUGAAUAAUAUUUUGUGGAGAUAA